AUGAGCGGGAACGUGCUGUUGCUGAGCACACACAGACGAGCGUGGAUAAGGACUUCCAGGAAACGCAGCCUCGAGAGCUCUGACGGCAAGUGGAGUCCGUCUGAUGAGGAUGGUGACGACGGCGACGAUGAUGUUUCGGAAAGCGACAUCAGCGGGGCCCUGGGCGGUCUGGGGUAUUUGAACCACCACCACCACUUGGUGCUGGGGCAGGAGAGUCCGAGGCGCCGACAUCUCGCUGCAGAGGAUGACGAUGACAUUGGGGAGCCAGAAGAGCUUCGACAGGCGCUAAGCGCGAUUCCCGACAAGCGCUAUGCAGACCUCCUCAUCGACAACUUCCUCGACACAGCCAACCACUUUUACUACGCCCUCUAUCCGCCGGCCUUCCGGUCGCAGUACGCGGCUUGGUGGAACAACCGCGAGCGCGAGGACUCCAAGGUCAGGACUAGCUCAUCAACUUCGUCCCUCUCAUUCACAACUCUCAUCCUCCGCGUCUGCGCCUGCUCCUUGCAGUUCAUCGCCAACGACGACGUCCGGACAAGGUUAGAAUCCGAGCUGAAGACCGACGUCGUGACGUAUGCAGCGAAGCUCCAUGCGGCGGCUGAGAGGCUGUCGGCCAGCAUCGGGCCCGGCAAGGGAGGGUUGGUGAACGUGCAGCAGCUGUUUCUGGCCGUAAGCUGGUACAAGUCGGAGGAGAGAUGGACGGAGGCAUGGCAUGCGCUGGGACGGGCGGUUAGGGCGGCUAAUGAGAUAGGACUGCACCAAGACUCCGUCUCGGCCGGGAUGGGCGAUUUCGAGCGCGAGAUGCGCCGCCGAAUGUGGGUCAUCCUGUACGUCUGGGACUUUACUCUCGCCUCAAUGCUCUCCCGACCCCUCCUAAUCGACCAAACCAACUGCGAGAUCGCUUCCGCAUCUCUCGCUCUCGAGAAGACGCCCGAGCACCCCGACCAGCCAUCUCCCUUCCAUCACAUGUUCCUUCAGUACAGGCUGUGCCUCGACAUCUCGGCGGCCCUACCGCGACUCUCACCCUCCGACUCAAAAGAGGGCGGAGAAACUCACGGGCAUCAACAAGCCGAAACAGCCAGCCGCAUCCGCAGCAUUGUACACCACUGGUUUCAGACGCUUCCCCCAGAAUACUCCCUCACCUCGCCCGACACACGUUGGGACACCAACGAAUUCCGUUUCAUCGCCUUCCAGCGGCGAUACCUCCACUUAGUAGGGCACGUGCUACUCUUCAGCCAUCUCAGACCCUUUCUCCGUCAGAAAUCAGUCCGCCCCUCGUCAAUGACCAAGCCCAUGCCCAUGACCCCAACCCUCGAAUCAACAUUGAGGGCAGUCGGCGUGCAAACCGCCCUCGACAUGCUCCACCAAGCCUUCGCCUUCCUCGACGCGCGGCACCUGACCAACACUCGCUGCGAGAGCGCCGUGCUGUGCGUCUUUGAUGGCGCAACGACGCUAUGCACUGCCGUUCUGCACGACGAUGCGUGUAAUUUGCCGCAGAGAGAUGUUGUUGUGAGGGUAAUUGAGCGUGCGCGGUGCGAGCUGCAGGCUCUGAGGAAAGUGUCGCGGAGAGCGGGGAUUCUGAGCAAAAUCUUGCAGAGGUUGAUCGCCAGGCUGCCUCUUAGCCCACUGGAGCAGUCUGCUAUUGGAGUGCCAAAACGUAGGAGGACGUUGGAGGUGAUCAUGCCGGUUGUGGCAGGGGACCAGGUUGUGCAGAUGUCGCCGUAUAGUGGGAGGAUGCACCCUCAGAGUAGUCCACAGAGCCCCGGGACGAUCGUUGUUGCGACAACUAUGCCAGAGGCUCAUCAUCCUCAACAACACCAUCAUCGUCAUGGCCGGUCUCCAAGCGAUAGCUCAGCAGUGUCGGUUGCCGAGAGCACAAGGGGGUCCAGUGUCAAGACCGAACCCCAGCAGCGGCAACAGCCGCAGCAGGGAAUUCCUGCUUCCCCUGCUCACUGCCGCCACCAACAUCACCAACACGCCCGUCACCACGGGGGCUCACCCCCCUCCCGCCCAAUGACAGACGCAACCCCAGUAACCUCCCCCCCUCACUACAUCCAUCAUCAUCAGCAACACCACCAAGACUCCCUCGCCGCGAUAUACGCAGCUUCAGCCGCUGCCACCGCAGCGGCAGCAAACAACUUUCUCCCAGCAACAACAACAAUAACAACAGCAGCAGCAACAGCAACAACCAUGCCAACAACAGCUGACGUCUUUGUCGCCCCCACUACAGCAGGCUUCAGCCCGCCAUCUGAAUUCAUCGCUGCCGACUUCCAUCACUACGUCAACUCUCCCAUAAGCCCUCAUGAUCCGAGCUUGUCGCCAUUUAAUCAGCCUGGAUGGCAUCCCCCGUUGGUUGUGGGGACGAAUGAGUUGGGGGCUGCUGCCGCUGCCGCCGCCGCCGCCGCCGCCGCCGCCGCUGCUGCUGCUGCUGCGACACAACAUGGACAACAUGUGUUUCAUCAUGGAAAUUCGGCGACUGGGCUGGAGCAUGCCUUUGGGGAGUGGCAUGGUUUCCAGUUGGGACAGCACAUGGCGUGGGGACAGGGAAGUAUGCCGGAGAGGGAAGGGAGGAGGGCGAGUUCGGUGAAUUAA
Messenger RNA from Thermochaetoides thermophila DSM 1495, 2592 nucleotides. RefSeq lists its product as uncharacterized. Gene Ontology annotation, molecular function: zinc ion binding; DNA binding. Lineage: Eukaryota; Fungi; Ascomycota; Sordariomycetes; Sordariales; Chaetomiaceae. The transcript is spliced from 6 exons. Bases 1 to 2592 code for a protein of 863 amino acids. Gene Ontology annotation, biological process: DNA-templated transcription. The record is from RefSeq and is a predicted model, not a curated record. Gene Ontology annotation, cellular component: nucleus.